UGAAAAGCUUCUUGUUAUCUUCCGGUUUAGGCAAUCGUGUUUCUAACGUUUGGGUAAACGCAGACUGACCUUAAUGUGCCGUUUUUUGUUAGAAUAAACCUUUCAGAUGGAUAUACUUAAAGCUGAGAUCGCAAGAAAGAGGAAACUCCUCGAAGAAAAAAAUCUUGUUGAAGACUCCAAAAGAUUCUUUAAAAGGGCUGAGCUCUCACAGAAGGAAAGAGAAGAUUACUUCAGAAGAUGCGGAUACAAGGUUCAGAGAGAGACUCCUGAGAGCCAGAUUGAGAAGAAAGAGGAAGAUGAGCCAUCCACUUCAACUAAUCCAGUCUUGGAACUGGAGCUCACAGAAGAGAAGCUCCCAAUGACACUUUCACGACAGGAGGUUAUUCGACGACUUAGAGAACGAGGGGAACCGAUCCGAUUGUUUGGCGAGUCCGAUUAUGAUGCCUUCCAGAGGCUCCGGAAAAUUGAGAUUCUGGCCCCAGAAGUAAACAAGGGCUUGAGGAAUGAUCUGAAAGCCGCCAUGGACAAGAUUGACCAGCAGUACCUGAAUGAGAUUGUUGGAGGAACAGAGUCAGGAGAAUUGGACACACAGCAUGACCUAAAAGUGCACGAAGAAAACACCACAAUAGAAGAACUUGAGGCUCUUGGAAAAACUCUUGGAACAGGUGAUGAUGAUGGAGACCAGGAUGUUAUUGCUAAAUUUUUGAGGUUUCUUCUUGGCGUUUGGGCCAAAGAUCUGAACAGCCGAGAGGACCACGUGAAGCGCAGCGUUCAGGGCAAGCUGGCCAGUGCGACACACUCGCAGACCGAGUCUUACCUCAAGCCUCUCUUCAGGAAGCUCAGGAAGAAGAACUUACAAGCUGACAUCAAAGAGUCAAUCACAGACAUCAUAAAAUUCAUGUUGGAGAGAGAAUAUGUCAAGGCAAAUGAUGCAUAUCUACAGAUGGCCAUUGGUAAUGCCCCCUGGCCAAUUGGUGUGACUAUGGUGGGAAUCCACGCCCGUACCGGACGAGAAAAGAUCUUCUCCAAGCACGUGGCCCACGUUCUUAAUGACGAGACGCAGAGAAAAUACAUUCAGGGACUAAAGAGGCUAAUGACCAUCUGCCAGAAACACUUCUCUACUGAUCCAUCAAAGUGCGUGGAGUACAAUGCUCUUUAACUCGUUAUUUAAGCCUGCCUGAUCCGUUGUAUCACAGUUCAAAGUUGGAUUUUUUUUUCUUCCUUUUUUCUUUUUUUGUACUUUUUGAAUUUUGGUUGUGGCAUAAUCUUCUUUAGUAAGGGAUUACUCUGGAAAAGAUUUCUAAAUGAAAGAAGACUGGAGUUAGUAAGCCUGUUUAUGUACAGUCAAUAUUAUGCCAACUUGUAAGAGUAAAAAACCAACAUUUUGUAUUUCAACUCUUUUGUGCCAGUAGACUUGUCGUCCUUCCUUGUAACAUACUGAGAAAAUCUAGAAAGUUACUGUGGCAGAGAGCAUAGAUUUAUUUGGAUGCUUUUAAUUUUAAUAUAGACCUCUAAUUCUUAACAUCAACAAAUACUUUUCAUGCUAAGAAAGUGCAAGUUUUAUUACACCUGAGGCUUCCUGCAGACUAUUUUCUGUGUACUUGCUUUAAGAACACAAUAAAAGUGAUCAUUGUGUCAUUGAA
This is a messenger RNA of Oreochromis niloticus (Nile tilapia), 1643 nucleotides long. RefSeq names its product PRP18 pre-mRNA processing factor 18 homolog (yeast) (gene prpf18). Bases 107 to 1159 code for a protein of 350 amino acids. Gene Ontology annotation, biological process: RNA splicing; generation of catalytic spliceosome for second transesterification step. The transcript is spliced from 11 exons. Lineage: Eukaryota; Metazoa; Chordata; Actinopteri; Cichliformes; Cichlidae. Gene Ontology annotation, cellular component: U4/U6 x U5 tri-snRNP complex; U2-type post-spliceosomal complex; U5 snRNP. The record is from RefSeq and is a predicted model, not a curated record.